Messenger RNA from Macrosiphum euphorbiae (potato aphid), 402 nucleotides. Lineage: Eukaryota; Metazoa; Arthropoda; Insecta; Hemiptera; Aphididae. The record is from the annotation of a GenBank genome assembly.
AUGUUUCCAAAACUAGUUAAUACCGGCCAUGGUCAAAAAAUAAAAACUAGUGAAAUAAAAAUAUCUUCAUUUUUUAAAAAUUCUCCAACUAUAACCUUGCAGUUUUCAUAUUCUCUAGGUUCUCAAAAAAAACAUGUCACAAUUAAACAACCAAAACAACGAAGGAGAUCAAAAGAAAAUAAUUAUCAAACCCUAGAACUUCAAUCAGCGUUCAACAGCAAACUGCCUAUAUCAGAGGCAAAGUAUAAUGAUUUGUUGAAACUUUGCAGUAGUGGUGUUAUACCAAACAGGUAUCAUAAAGAAUUUAAAUCAUUAAAAAAAAAAGAAACUGUAGAAGAUGUUUUAGGAGAGACUAAUGAAGAAGACAAUAUUAUUUUAGAGAUUCAUCCAACUGAGUAUUAA